Messenger RNA from Helicoverpa zea (corn earworm), 2971 nucleotides. It is a transcript of the gene mus81, whose product is annotated as crossover junction endonuclease MUS81. Bases 341 to 2113 code for a protein of 590 amino acids. Gene Ontology annotation, cellular component: nucleus; Holliday junction resolvase complex. Gene Ontology annotation, molecular function: DNA binding; crossover junction DNA endonuclease activity; 3'-flap endonuclease activity. The transcript is spliced from 3 exons. Gene Ontology annotation, biological process: resolution of meiotic recombination intermediates; mitotic intra-S DNA damage checkpoint signaling; double-strand break repair via break-induced replication. The record is from RefSeq and is a predicted model, not a curated record. NCBI's taxonomy places the organism in Eukaryota, Metazoa, Arthropoda, Insecta, Lepidoptera, Noctuidae.
UUUUAUUGAUUGAUUGUUUAUUUGGUCAUGUCAGUUAAUGGUCCCUGUUGGGAUUAUUAUUUUCAUGACUACAGCUUGAAAGAUAACUAUAUGUAUAGUGUUUAUAUCGGGAAGUUAUUUGAACCACUAUAUAAUAAUGGGUGGCUACUGUUGGAGCUGGAGGUUUAAAUUGUCAUAAUCAUAUUCUUCUGUGAUCUGACCAGUCACAAGACUUUAUGGAAAAAAACUAUUUAUGAAAAUGUAAUAAAUAUUGAGAUACACGUGCAUAUAGCUGCAUAUCUAACUGCACCUAAUCUGCAUUAACAUUAUCGACUACUAAGUAAAAUAUUAAAACUACAAAAUGCAGAUAUCUUCUACAACCCAGAAAGUUAACUUAAAACGGGUAAGACCAAAUCCACUUUUUGAAGAUUGGUUAUCAAAUACAUAUGAAGAGGCUAAGUUAAAAAAAAGCAGUCUUGAGCCCAAGCUCAAAGAGGCAACAGAGUCGCUAGCCAAAUACCCUUUGCCAUUAAAAUCUGGAGCUGAAUGUAUUAUACUGAAAGGUUUUGAUAAAAAACUCUGCCUCUACCUUGAUAAGUGUUUGAACAACUAUAAUCACAAUUUGGCUCUAUCACAGUAUUGUGAUUCAAGAUGUGAUGAAAUAAGAUCUCGGAAGAGGCGAUCGGAGAGCCCUACAUCCACCACAUCACCAACACCAUUGGAUGAUUGUGUUACACAGAGUGGGAGCAAUAGUCAAGCAUCAGAGGAUCAUCAACCUAUUGAGAAACUUCCUAAGGUUGACACCCAGCCUGAGACUGUUGUCAUAGAUUUAGAGGGUCCUAGCAGUUCUGGAAAUGUCCAAAAAAAAGACAAAAAGAAAAAGUAUAAGCCUGCCCACAGAUCUGGUGGCUAUGCAUUACUUGUUGCAUUAUUAGAACAGAGCUUGGAACACCCUGAUAACCCUUCACUAUCAAAAGAAGACUUGAUAGAGAAAGCUCAAAAACAUUGUGAAGAAUCAUUUGUAAGACCAAAACCAGACACUUUUUAUACUGCUUGGUCUAAUAUGACCAGGCUGGUAAGUAAAGGGUUAGUAGAAAAAAUUAAGAAGAAAAAGGCUGAAUAUCUGUUGACUGAAAAUGGAAAGAUACUGGCCAGAGAGAUAUUGGAAGAUGCCAAAAGUAUUCCAACUGUGAAUGAUAUAAUUUUCAAUGAUGGACCAUCAACAAGCAGUGGGUUUGUUAAUCAGAAUAGUCCCAUAGCAGAUGAAGUUCCAUCAACUUCAGGAAUUGCAUACACAAAGGAUGCCAUUGAGUUGCCACCUGGCUCAUUUGAUAUCAUAUUACUGAUUGAUAAGAAUGAAACUGGAGGGCUCAAAAAGAAGAACGAUCCAACAGUUGCUCAGUUUAAAAAGUAUCCCGACUUGAACCAUGAAUACAGGAGCCUAAAAGUUGGUGACUUCACAUGGAUUGCAAGAAGUAAAGACAAUCCGGAACAUGAAUUAGUCCUGCCAUUUGUAAUUGAACGAAAGAGGAUGGAUGAUCUUGGCGCCAGUAUCAAAGAUGGAAGGUUCCAUGAACAGAAAUUCAGACUUCGUAAAUGUGGUCUUGAAAAUGUAAUCUAUAUGGUGGAAAAUUAUGGGAAAAACAAGCAUGUGGGAUUGCCCAUGCAGAGUUUGAUGCAGGCAUUGGCCAACACAAGAGUACAAGACAACUUCAAAGUUCAUGUGACAGAUUCUCUUACUAACUCUGUAAGAUUUUUGGCAAUGAUGACCAAGAGACUCACCAUUCGUUUUAAGGACAAGCAACUGAGAGGCAGCAAUGAAGAACCAAAAGAUGAAUAUCUGAUGACAUUUGAGUACUUUAACAAAGCUUCAGCCAAAAACAAGGCACUUACAGUCACAGAGACCUUUAUAAAAAUACUGCUCCAGCUAAAAGGAAUGUCUGUUGAGAAAGCUUUGGCGAUUACUAAUAAAUACCAAACACCCCGUUCUCUAAUACAUGCUUAUGUUAAAUGUGAUAGGAAAGAAGGUGAACUUCUCUUGGCUCAUUUGAAAUACGGCGAUCUAAACCGCAAUGUUGGGCCUGUGGUUAGUAAAUCUAUUUAUCAACUGUUUUCAAGCAGCUGUGCUGAGUAACUUUAACAUUAAGAUGCCACAUAAGUAGGGAUCAGAAUUUGGGUGCGAUUCUUACCACCUAGGGCCAGACUUGAAAAUCUCCGAAUUAUUAUUUAUUAAGUAGAUAAAUUUGUCACUGUCUAAAUCUAAAAUUUCUGAAUAAGAAAUGCUGUUUUGAAGAGUUUGAAAGACUGAAGCGGCGAACUACGUUUAGUGUGCCAAAAACGGUGCAAUGCCGCUAUAUGGCUUUACUUGAUUUUUAAAUGUUAGAUGUUACUGUCUAUUUUUAGGAGUACUAUGCUCAACACUAAACUUAUUAUAAAAAAUGGUCUGAGAACAUAAACACGUUGACCUGUUUAUGGAGCUGGUGCUAAAGGUCAAAAGAUAAUGGGAUCAUGAGGAAAUCGAUAUUUUGUGCUAUUUUUUAUAUUUUUAAUUUGCAUGUUGUAAUAUAAUUACUAUAGUGCGAAUAGGUUAUAAGUAUUUAUUUUUGUAAUUAAAUUACAACUACGCUUUUUAAGCUAGUAGCGAUUUUGGUUUCUGCUUUCGUCUACAUAAUUUAAUGAGUAUAAAUGUGAAGCAUGUAUCCGUGGUAAUUUAAUCAAUUAUGAUGUGAUAAAUAUGUAUUAAUACUAAGAAAACGUGUUCCAUAGUAAACUAUUCAUAAAAGGUUUGUGAACACGUGACGUAAUUUGUGAUUUCGUAGUAGAUUUUCUUCUAAUUAUGUAACAAUAUUGAAAUAUCGGCCUAUUUAUAGGAAAUAAACGACACCUGCAUCAGUAUUAUGUAAGUUAAUGUCCCGGCCAGGUGGGUUUUAAUGUAUUUAAUAUUCUAAUCAAUCUUGGUGUAUGUGAAUCAAAAAUAAAAAUUUACGAUAUA